UAGGCUACAGCAGAGGCGUCUGCCACAUAUGGUUACCUUCAAAACUGCGUAAAAAUAAGCUCUUAAUCUAGAACUCAUGGCGAAGCAAAGCUCACUUUUCAGCUUUUUCACCAAGUCCCCGCCGCCGGUCGCCAAGCCGAAGCCGAAGCCGAAUCCCUCUCCUACGGAGGCGGACCUGCCUUCCUCCGUGAAGAAGUCCAACUCCUCUCCGAAGGAACAAGCGAACGAAACUCCGCAGAAACACAAGACCCAGACAGCCAAACAGAAAAGCGCCUCCAAAGCUUCGAGCGGCGGGUUAAAGAAACUUUUUGGCGACAAGGCGUCAGCUGCCAAAGACAGCACCCCAGCAUGCCCCUUCACUGCAGGUGCUCUGGUGUGGGCCAAGCUGGAGGGACACCCCUGGUGGCCGUGCAUGGUGGUACCCCAGCCUCUGACUGGGCAGCAGAUGAGGGGCCAGGGCCGUGAGCAGCGCAUACACGUUCACUUCUUUGACGAACCUCCCACUAGAGGAUGGGUCAGCUCCAAAUAUGUCCGAGAAUACCAAGGCUCGGACAGCAGUGAUGCUAAAACUGGGGGGAUGUUCUUCAGCGGUAAACCUGUAAUCCGCCGUGCUAUGGAGCUUGCCGAUGAAGUGAUGUUUGAAAGCCCUGAGAAGAGAUUGAAGAUGCCUCUCUGCAUGGAUCCAUCUGAUGAUGAAGAGGACGAUGAAGAUGAUGAUGAAAUGGAGCUUGACAACUCAUCAGUGACUGAUGAUGAGCAGGUCAGUGAUGUAGAUGAAAAGAAAACUGAGAGCACGAAGGCAUCCAGAGCCAGUCGGCGUUCAUCCCGAGCAUCGACAGAAAAAGGAAGCAAACCCAAACGUCGGCGCAUCAUCGUAGCUUCGGACAGCGAUGGCUCAGAGGAUGAGUUUAAACCAGAGCAGGCUGCAUCCAGCAGUGAGGAGGAGGAGGAGGAAGAGGCUGUGGCGAGCAGUGAAGAGGAGAGCGUUGAAGAGUCAGAGGCGGAAAGCCCCGUCAAGCCUGUUAAGCGUAAGCGGCCUGCAGACAAGCCUGCAAAAGCUCCUGCCGCUCCCUUUGCUGGACCCAAACGGGCUCAACCAGCAGUAGCUGCAGACACUAAGUCCCGUUUGUCGGCCUUCUCCGCACCCGACACCUUCGAGAGCCAAGCCAGUGGGCCGGGGGCCGCCGGGGCCACAACGGUCUGGGACCACGAGAAACUGGAGUGGCUGCAGGACGGCAGGAGAAAAGACCGUCGGAGGCGGCGGCAGUCCGAGGACGAUUACGAUCCGUCCACCCUUUACGUGCCCGAAGACUUCCAAAACAGAAACACUCCUGGGAUGCGCCGGUGGUGGCAGCUCAAAUCUGAAAUGUUUGACACAGUGAUCUUCUACAAGGUGGGGAAGUUUUAUGAACUCUACCACAUGGACGCUGUGAUCGGAGUCAACGAGCUGGGACUGACGUUCAUGAAGGGCACCUGGGCGCAUUCAGGCUUCCCAGAGAUCGGCUUCGCGCGUUUCUCAGACGUUCUGGUCCAGAAAGGCUACAAGGUGGCUCGAGUGGAGCAGACAGAGACCCCAGAGAUGAUGGAAGCGCGUUGUAAGACUUUGGCGAAGCCCACCAAAUUUGACCGCGUCGUGAAAAGAGAAGUGUGCCGGAUUAUCACGCGCGGAACCCAAACGUACAGCGUCUUAGACGGCGCGCCGUCAGAGAGCCAGAGCAAGUUCCUUCUGAGCUUGAAAGAGAAAGCUGAAGAGGAGAGCUCCGGCCGUUCCCGCAUGUAUGGAGUCUGCUUCGUGGAUACGUCCGUGGGUUACUUCCACGUGGGCCAGUUCCAGGAUGACCGGCACUGCUCUCGCCUGCGCACCCUGAUAGCACACUUCCCCCCAGCCGAGGUCCUCUACGAAAGGGGGAACCCAUCCGCGGAAACGCGCAAAAUACUCAAAGCAUCGCUGUCGUCCGCUCUGCAGGAAGGGCUGAAUGCAGGGACGCAGUUCUGGGAUGCUCAGAAGACGCUGAAAACCCUCUCCGAAGAAGAUUACUUUAAAGAGAGCUCUGGCAAAGAGCAGGGCUCAGGGAACGGUUUUCUUCCUGCUCUCCUGAGAAACAUGACCUCAGAGAGUGAUUCACUGUGCCUCACCCCCAAGGAGGGCUAUGAACUGGCUCUGUCAGCCUUUGGUGGGUGCAUAUUCUACCUGAAGAAGUGUCUGGUGGACCAGGAGUUGUUGUCGAUGGCUAAUUUUGAAGAGUAUGUCCCUGUUGACGUUGAGAUGGAGAAAGCAGUGGGACCGGCCAGCUUCUUCGCUCAGACCCGUCAGAGGAUGGUGCUUGACGGAGUCACUCUGGCAAACUUGGAAAUCUUUCAGAAUGGGUCCGGAGGAACAGAAGGCACGCUGCUGGAGCGUCUGGACACCUGCUCCGCUCCGUUUGGAAAGAGGCUGCUGAAGCAGUGGCUCUGUGCUCCUCUGUGCAACCCGGCGUCCAUCAGAGACAGGCUGGACGCAGUGGAGGACCUGAUGGCCGCUCAGGCCCAGGCCACCGACGCCACGGAGCUGCUCAAGAAGCUCCCCGACCUGGAGCGCCUCCUGAGCAAAAUCCACAGCAUCGGCAUUCUGAAGGGCCAGGAGCACCCCGACAGCAGGGCGGUUCUCUACGAGGAGGUCACCUACAGCAAGCGCAAGAUCGCAGACUUCCUGUCAGCACUGGAAGGGUUUAAAACCAUGCAAGAGAUCAUCUCCUGUUUCGAACCAGUGUUGGGCGAAUUUCGUUCUACUCUGCUUCCUCAGCUUGUCACUCUGAAGGGUGAAAAGAAGGGCCUCUUUCCUGACCUCUCUGGCGAGCUCAAGCGCUGGGAUACAGCUUUCGACCACCAGAAAGCCCGCAGCACCGGCGUCAUCACUCCUAAAGCCGGCUUCGACCCGGAGUACGACCAGGCUCUGACCGAGGUCAAGAACCGCGAACGGGAGCUGAUGGACUACCUGGACAGACAGAAGAAGAGGCUGGGCUGCAAAAGCGUGUCCUACUGGGGCACCGGUCGCAACCGCUACCAGCUGGAGGUUCCCGAGAGCGUCUCCGAGAGGAACAUCCCCGAGGAAUACGAAGUGAAGUCCACAAAGAAAGGCUGGAAGCGUUACGUGACGAAGGAGACCGAGCGGCUGUUUUCAGAGCUGCAAAGCUUUGAGGAGAAGAGGGACGCGGCGCUGAAAGACUGCAUGAGGAGGCUCUUCUACAACUUCGACAAGAAUUACAGCGACUGGAAGACUGGUGUGGAGUGCAUGGCAGUGCUGGAUGUGUUGCUGGCCCUGUCGCGCUACAGCCAGGGCGGAGACGGGCCGAUGGCCCGGCCACAGGUGAUCCUCCCUGAGGACGGCGCGCAGGCGGCGCCCUUCAUCGACAUCACCGGAUCUCGCCACCCGUGCGUCACCAAGACCUUUUUCGGCGACGACUUCAUACCAAAUGACAUCUCCAUCGGCUGCCCUGGCAGCAGUGAGGCUGAUGAGGGGGGGAGUCGGGCCUCCUGUGUUCUGGUGACGGGGCCGAACAUGGGCGGGAAGUCCACCCUCAUGAGACAGUGUGGACUCGUGAUCAUUCUCGCCCAGCUGGGUUGCUACGUUCCAGCCGAGAGCGUCCGCUUCACGCCGGUCGACAGGGUGUUCACACGGCUCGGGGCCUCCGACCGCAUCAUGGCCGGAGAAAGCACGUUCUUCGUGGAGCUGAGCGAGACGGCCAGCAUCCUGCACCACGCCACCCAACACUCUCUUGUGCUCCUGGAUGAAUUAGGUCGGGGCACGGCCACGUACGACGGCACGGCGAUCGCCAGCGCCGUCGUUAAAGAGCUGGCAGAGAAGAUCUGCUGCCGGACCCUCUUCUCCACACAUUACCACUCCCUGGUGGAGGACUACGCAAACAACAGCGCCGUGCGUUUGGGCCACAUGGCGUGCAUGGUGGAGAACGAGUGCGAGGAUCCGAGUCAGGAGACCAUCACGUUCCUCUACAAGUUCAUCUCCGGCGCUUGUCCGAAGAGCUACGGGUUCAACGCCGCUCGGCUGGCCGGCCUGCCCGAGGAGGUCAUCCAGUCAGGACACAGAAAGGCCAGAGAGUUUGAGAAGAACACCAUCAGCCUCCGACUGUUCAAGAAGCUGUGCCAGUUUGCUGAAGAUCCUUCACUGGACGCCACAACCCUCACCUCUCUGGUUCAGAUGCUUAACACUCUGUAAUGUGGAAGCAGACAUCGAUGAUUUAUUUUUUUUGGAGAUGUCGACACUUUGCGGGGGGAGAAAAAAAACACUACUGUUGUGAUCUAAUAAAGUUUAUUUUUAAAAAAUGACAAUGUUUCACCUAGGAAAUUAAACCCUUUUAAUUCACGCUAGCGCCUACAUAACGGUUAUUGAAUACUUCACAAUAUAUUAAGUCUAGAUGUUAUGAUACAUGCAUACAUUUCAGUCUGUAUGAGAACCCACAAUCACCAGUACAC
Messenger RNA from Salarias fasciatus (jewelled blenny), 4470 nucleotides. RefSeq names its product mutS homolog 6 (E. coli) (gene msh6). Gene Ontology annotation, cellular component: MutSalpha complex; nucleus. The transcript is spliced from 10 exons. The record is from RefSeq and is a predicted model, not a curated record. Gene Ontology annotation, biological process: mismatch repair. Gene Ontology annotation, molecular function: mismatched DNA binding; ATP binding; ATP-dependent DNA damage sensor activity. NCBI's taxonomy places the organism in Eukaryota, Metazoa, Chordata, Actinopteri, Blenniiformes, Blenniidae. The coding region runs from base 77 to 4213 and encodes 1378 amino acids.